UUGAAUGACCUAGCUCUAGGACCUGUCUUACACAAGGGUAACUUUUCAUCCUCUGGACUUGUGUACAGUGUAACAGAAAAUGAUGGCUGUCUUCAAACUCUUAGUAACUGUCGACAUAGUUUUGGAGUCUCAUUCUGGUUGUAUGUUGUCAACAUAACUGAUUGUGUUGUCAUAGAUACAGUAACUGAUGGUACAACAGGGAUGAUAAUAUCCGUUACAAAUAAUAAUGAAACCGCCAUUUCAGUAACAGUAAAAGAACUUAACUAUGUGACAUACAGUGAACUACCUGUGCCUUUGGACAAAGAAUGGAAUCAUAUCAACAUUGUCUGGCAAAAAUAUGUCAGCUUGAAAUUCUUCAUAAACUUCCAUCUGGUACAUACUGUAUCCCCUACCAAACAUGUACCAGUGUUCCCAGCGACUGUAAACGACAGUUUGUCAUCAUCUGUGGCUAUUGCGAACUGCACAUUGGAACUCAAUUCCACUUUACUGAUUAAAGAUUUAAAAUUUGGUACUAAUCUGAAGGAAGACUGGGAAAACAAAAUGAUAGAUGAUACACCAAGAUAUAUAGACUUCAAUGAACCAAAGACAAAAUCUAAGACCAAUGUCCAUGUGAUAUUAGAUAACAGUUUGGUAGAAACCUACUGGAGAAACUCAUUAUUCCUCACAGCAGCCAAGAUAGAUAACCCAGCAGGACUGGUUCCUGCCAUACAAGUACCAGAGCAAAUGAUGAACUGUUUCUCUAAUAAUGAUGCCUGCAGAAGUUCAUUUACCCUAUCUCUAUGGCUGUAUCCAAGAAACUUCUACCAAGAUCAGACUUUCCUGUAUUCUGGAGUGCAAUCACACACUGAAGGUGAAAUAGAAUACACCAGGAUCUGGUAUGACACCACCCUUGACAAGUAUUACAUGUCAUUGCAGUACGACAAGACUAAGGUUGUGUUUGAUUUCUAUAUCUACCUGUUUGAGUGGUCACACAUUGUAUUGUCAGCUGAUUUCACCAUUCAACAGUUUGACAUGUACAUAAAUUCACAGCUAUUACUACCUAGUGCCAGGACUAUCACAUUUGUUCCGAAUCGUGUAAUACCUGUGUACAGAAACUCCUUCCUAAGAAUUGGUGAUGUGGGCACAUUUGACAUUGAUGAUUUGAAGUUCUUUCCUUAUGCCACAGAACCUUCUGGAAUGUAUGUGUUGAAGUCUUGUCAUGAAUAUAUGGUAGCGGGUCUCACUGGAGUUAAGAAUGAAAGUAUUGAUCCUGAUAUAUUAGAUAGCUUUCAGAAUCGGACAGUUGAGGAAUGUAACCUAGACUUGGGUUACAAUGGAUUUCACUUUUCUAUGGAUGUGAAUGAUACUGUUACAAAUUCCAUUGGAUUGAAUACAACCAUCAAUUACCUUGAUGUUGACAAUACCAUCAAUCUACCUGUUAUUCACUACGAUGGAUUGUACCUCAAUCAAACUGGCUUUAACAUCACUGGUUUACAGAGCAUUAAAUGCUUCUACGAUGUGAAAUAUUGUUUCUUUGGCUUCUCAUUCUCUGCCUGGAUCAAGGUUAUUGAUGUGUCUCCCUCAUCAGGGAAAGUGACCUUGUUUGAGAUGGGAGGGGAUGUUACUCAGAAUGAGAACGGUAUUAGUGUAUCUUGUGUCAAUACAACAGAUGUUACCAAACUCAACUGCAGUGCAAUCGUUCUUAAUGGAACUGACAGCUGGACUGUAGAGUUCUCUAUAAUGAAAAAGCAGUUGUUACAUUUGACCUUGACCUGGAAUCCACAUUUGACCCUCAUUGUAGCACUGAAUGGUCAUUCCACGGCUGAUUUUGGAAGAUAUCCAGAACAUAUGUCAAUUACAGAAGCUUCCAUCCCGGGAGUUAGUAGACCAGUUACUAUUGGCUAUUCAGUAUAUGAACCAGACAAUGUUGGUGAAUUAAUUGUUGAUGAACUUACUAUAGUUGAUAAUUUCUUGGAAAAUGUUGAAAUCAAGAAACUCUUUGGUACUAAACAUGAAUGUCCCGAAGGCUGGGAGUACAUUAAAGUAUCUGACAAAUGUUACUAUCUAUCUACUGGUACAGCUAUAUACACAUCAGCUUGUACAGCUUGUACCAGUAUGGGGGCCACUUUAGCUCAACUGCCAAACUUGGCAACUAGAACUGCCUUACAGGAUUUUAUGUUUUCAGUAUUUCAAAUGCAACAGUCUGCAUGGGUAGCCCUUACACAGUUACCGAGGGCUGUAGCUGCAUUCCCUAUCCGACAACCCAAUGGGAAGAUACCAGACUUUGCAGAUGUAUCGUUGAUACAGUUUCCUGGGACACUUGCAAUGCCUAGAUGUGCUAGAUUAUUCUCUCAGACUGGAACAUUUGAGGAUGCUCUUUGUUCGACUAAUAUCUAUUAUAUAUGUGAACAACAACCAAUGUAUGUGAAAGAAACCCCAUUCUACAUCAAUGGCACCAAUCUACAUGAUACUGAAUAUGAUGUGAAAGGUCAAAUAUUAAUACACAGAGGAGUUACAAAUGAAAGCAUGCUGUUCAAUCAGUCAUAUAUAGAAAUGAUCCAUGCUGAUGACUGUAUGUCUAACUUUGAUUAUUGCCAUAAUGGACUAACGAUAAAAUUUUGGCUAAUGACGAUCGGAAAUAUAUCUCUGUCAUCAAAACAAGUUGUGUAUUCGAAUAUGAAGUCAGAAAAUUCUCAUGGAAUAAGUAUAUACGUAACAACUGAUUUAAGUCACUACCUGCUUGGUGUAGAUGUUCGUAACAAGAUCUCCUACAUGACAACCAAAGUAUCAGUAUCGUCAAAUGCAUGGACAUAUGUUGUAUUGAGCAUAACUUUAGAUUCUCAAGCUGUUAUUUACUUGAAUGGAGAACUGGCUGUUCCCAUCACUUCAAACACUAACAUGACUGAUGUAUCGAUAAGGAGUUUUGGAGUAGCUGCCGAUAUCACUUUAGGAUCUGGAAUUAACGGCACAAACCAAGGGCUUAUAAUGAUGGAUAACCUAACAUUCACAGAGUCCAGUAAUUUAAUGGUAUUGCCUCUGAAACAAGAUGUGUAUGAAUUUUUCCCAAGAUUCCAACUUCCAUUUGAUGAUGUAUCAAAGAGGAUACCUAUUGAUGUUGGGAGUACAUCAUGGUGUGGUGAAGGAUACAUUGGAAAUGCUAUAUUUAGUAACUCUUCAUCUCCUACCAUGACAGAUUUCAUUGGACAAUUUGCAUGUGAUUGUUUUGGUUCACAGAAUACUUGCCUUGAAGGAUUUACAAUGUUUGUUUGGAUAAUGGCACCAAGUUACACAACGGACUACAUCAUAUUUGAUAAUAUGAAUGUCAACACUGGUAUUAGGAUAGAUUUUAGAACAUUUGAUUUUUCCCGUACCAAUAAAAUGUGGCUUCAUAUUAAACAAGGUACAACCAUUGAAAAGCACUACCCUUUUGACCUUGAACCAGAAACCUGGUCUCACCUUGGUGUCACUUGGUACAUAAAUGGAACAACUUUAUUUACUGUAAAUGGUAUUUUAAUGACUGAUGAAAUUCUCCAAUCUAUGACACCUGUUCCAGGCUUGGACCCAGUGACAAAGCUACAGAUAGACAGCACUAUAGUCAGUACAGGGGUACCAGUGAAUAUGAAGGGUGGUGUUGAUGAGUUAAUGGUCAUCAGAAGUCCCAUCAAUCAACUGGAUCUAAUACAAUUUUAUGAAAAUUCAACCUUUCUACACAAGGAAGCCUACUGCUCAUUUGAUGACAUGGGAAAUUAUUUGAAUACCUCAUCAGUGAUUGCAGGAGUAAUGAAUAAUGCUGCUCGAUUAGUAUCUGGGAUAGAUUCUAUCAAUAUGACAUCAGUAGUUGACACAGAUAUGUGUUUCUUUGACAUCAAUAAAUGUGUUCAUGGCUUUACCAUCAGAUUUGCCUUCAGAUUGGUCCUAGAUCUUGAUGUUGACCAAGUUAUCAUGACAACAGGAGGAGACAACUCAGAUGGAUUAGGUUUUGCCUUGACCUUCACAGCAAGUAAUACAAGUUUACCAUUCAGAAGAUACUUCCAAGUUGAUGUAAGACAAUCAAUAAAUGAGUACACCACCUGGUUUAAUAUCCAAUACGAUAUCUGGACAGAUUUGUUUAUAACAUGGCAUCCUAGUUUUGGUAUAAGAGUUUUUAUAGAUGGCAUCCUGGCAAUAUGCGAUUUCUCCAUACAACAGGCUAGAUUGUCACCUCCUACAAUACUUGAGCAGACCUUCAUUAUUGGUCAAGAAAAUGGUGACUCUGUUGACCUUGGAAUGUUUGACAUUGAUGAACUCGUUAUUCUAGAUGUUUCAGUGUUUGGUGAAGAAAUACUACAAAAUGGAGCUGGAUUAUGGAGACACCAUGUCCAUAAGACACCUGAAGCAGAUCUGAUACAACAGUACACAGAGGUUACGAGAGACGAGUGUUAUCAGUACUGUACAGAUCGACAGUGUGACAGUUAUACCGUCUGUGAUAAUGAAUAUUACGGUACCUGUAACUUGUAUAGCAAUACAACCAACACCACAUUCAAUGACCAGUCAUGUGACUUAUUUACACGAUACCUUUUGGAUUUUUUCCCAGUACAAGAUGCAGGAUGCCUUUCCAAUACGUCUGUUUCCAUAGCAACAGUUCUAUCAUCCUCAAUGGACUCCAAUACAUCUGUUUCCAUAGCAACAGUUCUAUCAGCCUCAAUGGACUGUUCAUGGUACUGCAAGAACAUCUCCUACAUGUACAGCUAUGUUAUUUCUACAACAUGCUACUGUUUAAACCAUGAUGAAGAUAUUGUACAGAUUUUUGAUUCUGAGAAUUUAACAAUUAUAAAUGAUUGCCUCCAUGACCAGAAAAUUCAGCAAGCAACCGGUUUGAGGGAUUUUAUACAACCACUGCCAAUCAUAUUUUUUAACGUAACUUCAUCGCCAGGACUAUUUUUACUACUAAACGAGACUUUGAGUCUAAACUUUAAAGUUAAUGACAAUACAUAUGCAGGUUACAAAGUGGAUGCAGGAGAUGGCAGAAAUGUUAAUUACACAUCUUACAACACAACAGAGCUCAGAUUUCAUACUCAAGGUUUCUACUUUGUGCAAGUUACAGCUAUGAAUGAAAUAAGUUCUAUCAUUGUUUAUGUCAAUGUUACAGUAUUUAUACCAGUAGAGGGCGUCGUUAUAAACAAUACCAAGAUCGUAGCGACCAAUUCUGCUGAACAGAUCAUUAUUAAUAUUCAGCAAGGUACUUUGAUAACAUGUGACAUUGAUUUUGGUGAUGGGACCAAUGACACCAUGUUCCAGCCCAACUCAUCUAUACCAUUUAUCUUCACUCAUGUUUAUACCAUUGAACAGCAUGCAGACAUCAAUGUUACUUGUUUUAAUGAGUUGUCUCAGGAAUAUAAUGCUUCACUUCUCAUUGCUAUUGAUCCUAUUGUUAACUUAUCAAUGAUGGCAGCAGGUUCCGUUAUUUUUGGACAGAAUGUAUCGGUAGAUUUAUUCUUUGUUCAGGGAUCAAACAUUUCUAUGGAUAUUAAAUGGAAUAAUAUCACUGUGUUGAAUCCAUUUUAUGCUGAUCCAAAUGGUACCAUAUCAAUUAAUGUUGUUCAGGAAAUAUACAACACAACCGGAGAACAUCAUCUGAAUAUUACAGUAUGGAAUCCAGUUUCAGGUCCGUUUCAUUUGUCACACAUUGUAUAUAUUGACCUUGUCAUUUUCAAUGUCAGUUUGAACUUUAAAAAGUUUGUGAAAGUCAAUGAUAACGUUUCUUUUGAAUUAGCAAUUCAGGAAGGAUCCAAUAUGUACAUACACCAGAACUUUGGGGAGAGUAUACAGAAUGAUACAAUAUUCAUAGACGAUGAUGAUGGCAUAAAUAAUUUACUGAGUUAUAACAUCCAUGCCUAUACCAGUCCAGGGGAAUACCUUAUCACAUAUUAUUUAGAGAAUUCUGUGUCAAAUAUGACAGUAGUUGAGAUCAUCUAUGUUGAAGUACCUGUAAAUAAUGUUACUAUGGUUACAAUUGAUGUAGAAGACCCGUAUGACUUUGUAAAUUUCACAUUCAAAAUAAACAAUUCUCUACUGCCUCCUACAAAUGCAUUCAUGAAUAUAAGUUUUGGAGAUGAUGAAUCAUUAGACGAAUUUUCAGUAGAAUUUCUUGGAACUUCAAUGACAGUAUUACACAAUUACACAUUGAAUGGUUUCUACACGGUUCACGUCAACCUAUGGAAUAAUGUAAGUUCCAUAAAUUUUACACAGAUUGUGAUGGUUGGAAGACUAAUAACAAACUUAACUGUUACGCCAAGAUUAGUAUAUGUCCCAGUCGGUGAACUAUUCAGUAUAGCCCUAGACGUAGGAACUGGAUCUCAAGUCAGCUAUAGGCUGGAUUUUACCGAUGGGACUAUCAAUUCAACAGAGAAUAUUUACACUGUACCAAAUGCUGGCUUCUUAUUUGAAAAAUCGUUUGACCAAGUUGGUGUGUAUGAAGUCAAUAUAUUAGCAAAUGGUUCUUUUAAUAGUGAAAAACAGAAUGUCACAAUUUAUGUUCAGGAAAAAAUACUGGGCAUGGCAGUCUUAUCACGUCAUAUUGGAAAAAUGAAUUAUCCAUUCUAUUACCAUAUUAAUUUAAAUGCGGCUGGUACAAACAGUUGUUUUGUUUUUGAUAUGGGUAAUAAGACACAACUUGUUGGAGAUUAUUUCUGUCAGUCAAAGCCAGAAUACUUUGGAAUGAAUUUUACAUAUGCUGUGGGAAAUCCAAUUGUAUUUUACUUAGAAUUUGACACACCAGGAGAAUACAAUAUGGUAGUAAAUGGAUCAAACGAAGUGUCGUAUGAAAUAUUUAAAAAAAUGUUUGUUAUAUUACAAUUUCCUUGUACUUAUCCUGAUGUUAAGAUCUAUGGUUUGUCCCACAAUGUUGUAAAUCCAACUAAAGUUUAUGCGUCAGAUAAUGCGGUCAUUAGAGCUGUGUCAGACACAUACUGUGAUCCCUUACAGACAGUACUAUUUGACUGGACGAUUAGUCCUAUGGACCCAGGUAUGGAUGAGGUCACGUUAGACACAUCAACGUUACCAUAUCUUAUUCUCCCAGCAAAUUCAUUAGACUAUGGAUUGUAUCAAGUUAAUGUGACAGUUCUGAUCCAGGAUUAUUUAGAAUUUAAUGACACAGAUACUACUUACAUUGAAAUUAAACAAACUCCACUUGUACUUCUGAUGAAGGGAGACGAUUUACGUACUAUCAGGUCUGGUUCCCCACUGGUAAUGAAUGCUUCUUGGUCUUAUGAUCCUGAUUUUCCACUGAAAGGGAUCCAGUAUAAUUUCACAUGGUAUUGCUGGUACCCUUCAUCUGAUCUUUACGAAUUCAAUAUCAGUAAUAUUGUGUUACAUGAAAUUGGUUCAGCCUCUUGUUUUCCAACAUUAGACCUGGCAAAUGCCAACUGGACAGUAUUGACCAUACCUAAUGCCUUAUUGAAUGGUACAGACUAUUAUUUUGUUGGAAAGAUGACUAGUGGAAACAGAUUAGAAGCCAAAGCACAACAAGUGAAGAUUCUAGGAUCAGAUCUACCAGAACUAGUAUUAAAAUGUAUGCAGAACUGUGUAGAUGUAGUUAGUCCUUCUAAGCAUGUAAGAUUCAAAGGACUUUGUGAAACCUGCACUCAAAAAAACAGACUAGGUAUUGAUUACAAUUGGAGACUUUUUAAACUAGGAGCUUUUGGUCCAGUUGAGAUUAUAGACUUUGCAACAUGGACAGACACUGGUGUUAAAGGUGCAAAUAUAAGGAUCAACAAAGGCUAUUUAAAGCAAGGACAGGAUUAUCUAAUACAAUUAGAAUCAGGAGCAGCUCACACUGUAAAACACCUACAUGUUGCAUUACCUCCGUAUGAUGGCUCAUGUCGGAGUGACAUUACUGUGGGUCAAGCUUUCAGUAGCAAGUUCACGUUCAGUUGUGGAGGCUGGUUAGAUGAAGGUACAAGACCAGCUAGAGAUCCUGAUGUAGACAGUACCUACCUGUAUGGUUAUACCUUCACAUUCUCCUAUCAAGUAAUGGAUGCCACGGAGAAUCCAAUAGUGCCAUUUUUCCAAGUGUCAGGGUCAGAGGUGGAUACACCAGGAGUUGUCUUACCACCUGGGAAGAUGGAAUAUGAUCACAUUGUGAAAAUCAUUGUUGAUGUCACUGACAAACAGAAUUGUUAUACUAACUGGACUUUGGAUGUUCAGGUUACACCAUUUUCAGAAGACAGUGGUCAUGAUGUUAUGGAAGGAUUUGAAAAUAAUGUCUGUGUUCGGGAAAAAGAUAUGUCCUGUAUAUUAACCUUUUGUGAUGGUCUUGCUGACACUAAUACAUCACAUGUGAAAGAUGCAAAGUUGAAAGAUGAACUUAUUAACAGCUUGUUUAACAAUAAAGAUUUGAUACAAGAUGGUUUACAUAUGAAACAGACCACUUCAGUCCUUUCUAAAUUGACAGAAUCUACUGAGGAAAUGUCUAUGGAGUCACAGGCUCAAAUGAGAAAUUUGUUUACUGGUAUGGUAUCGUCUGCACAGACAACUUUGUCACCAAUGUUGUCAUUGGAAGAAAAAGAGAACAUGGCUUCAGAUUUAUUAUCAAGUGUUACUAGGUUUUGUCAGAAUACAAAGUAUCCUCCAGAAUGUACCUCAGGAGAUUGUGACCAGAAACUAGUACAGGGUAAUUUUGCUGUGGAGCUAAUUGAUAUACUGCAUAAUUUAACGGGCCUGUUGUUACAAGGGAAUGUUGCCGGAGAAUCAUCAACAGUUAUCCACGUAGCUGCUGGUAACACUAAAUACCAGGCCCAGAGGAGAGAAUCAUUCAGUCUGAUUAACAUGACGAUGGAUUUUGCCGAGUUCAAAACAAUAGUGACAAAAUCAUUACCAGAGGAGGUCACAGAAUUAGAAACAGUUGAUUUAGAGAUGAUGACAUCAGAUAAUUUGUACACUGUUGACCAGAGCACUUCCAGUGUCAAAUCUCAAGUGACAACAUUUGAAUUAUUAAAGGAUGCCGGGGAAAGGAUUAAAGUGGCGGAUCUACCUGCUGAGAUUGAGGUGUACAGCUAUCCAAAUGGAUUAAACGAUUUAAAUUAUACAUAUGUCAAUUUAUCAGCCACUACCGAUUCACCAAUGUUCUUUAUUGAACUAAGAUUAAAUGAGACUAACGUUGUACCAGUGUUGAUUGUGAGACCAGAUGAUACAACUGCUAAUAUAACCUAUUAUGUCAGAAAGGGUGGUAUACCAAGUCAAAGUACAUAUGAUAUAAAGGGCUUUAUUUUGACUGACUCAGAGGUUGAAGACAGCACAAAUAGUUAUUUGGUUAAAAUGGAUAUAUCUGGUUUAUGGACAGGCAGAGAAAGAUUACCUACAAAUGUCUAUAUUGGACUGGAGGCUGAUUACAAUAUAACAGAAGUUUCACCAAUGGCUGAGGUAGCAGUUCUUGUAUUGGGAUGUUACUAUUGGUCCGAGCAGGAUAAACAGUGGAGUCAAAAAGGGGUAAAACUUGGACCAGUAGACAAUACCACAGGUGUAGCUUGUCAAACCAAUCACUUGUCAGCCUUUGGUAUGAACAUGUUUGUACCACCUAACACUAUAGACUUCAGCACAGUGUUCUCCAAGUUCUCAACAGACAAUCUAGCAGUGUUGAUUACAGUUGGUUUGGUACUGUUGGCAUAUUUCCUUCUACUUAUUCCAGUUAUAAGAGCAGACAAGAGAGAUUUCAAAAAGUGGGCCAUAUAUCCACUAACAGAUAAUGUUAUGACUGAUGUUUACCACUAUCAAGUCUCCGUGUACACAGGUGUAAGACAGAAUUCAGGCACUACAUCCAAGGUCUACUUUGUAUUAGGUGGGGAAGAUGGAGAUACAGAGGUCAGACUACUGCAAGAUCAAGAGAAAAGGCCAAUGUUGAGUGGCAGUGUAAACAAUUACCUGUUGAGUGUACCUGAACCUCUGGGUAACCUAUUAUUCCUCAGGAUUUGGCUUGAUAAUACCAAGAUAGAUGAUUGGUUGUUAAACAUGAUACUGGUCAGAGAUGUUCAGUCAGGGGAAAGAUAUGCAUUUUUAUGCGAUAAAUGGUUUGCAUUUGAUAAAGGUCAAGGUCAGAUUGAUCAUAUGAUACCAGUAGCCAGCGCUGAAGAAAUGCAAUCUUUUGGUCAUUUAUUUUUCUCCAAGACAAGAAAGGACAUGACUGAUGGUCAUCUUUGGUUCUCUGUAGCCUCCAGACCUUUACAUAGCACCUUCACCAGAGCUCAGAGGCUUUCAUGUUGUCUGUCGCUACUUUUCAUGACUAUGAUCACCAAUUGUAUGUGGUAUAAGUCAGAUAGUAAUGAGGGGGACAUGUCACAGAAUGUUCAUCUAGGACCAUUUACAUUCUCCUCACAGGAGUUCUUUACAAGUUUGUUUGGCACUUUGAUCGUAGUUCCAUUUAAUUUGUUGAUUAUAACACUGUUUAGAAAGAGUAGACCUCACACUCAUGCAUCAACUGUUCAAGUGGAUAGUAAUUACAAGGAAGAAAAGAGACGAGAUAGUAUGGCACAGUUCAAUAGGGAGCUAGAUUGUGCGUCACCAAGCAAUAUUGAUCCUAGGUUUACCCCAUCGCCACAACCUGCUUGGAAUGAGAAGACGACAGAGAAGGAAAGAAAACACGAAGAAAAUACAAAGAAGAAAGGCAAAUCCAAGUACCCUUUGCCUCAUUGGUGUAUAUAUAUUGCUUGGGUUAUGUUUGCACUAUCAGUGUUAGCAGCAGGCUUUUUUACAGUGUUAUACAGUAUGGAAUGGGGGUCCAACAAAUCUUCAAAAUGGCUGACCUCUUUCCUGUUGUCGUUUAUUGAGUCCGUUAUUCUGGUCCAGCCAUUAAAGGUGAUAGUUUUGGCCAUUGUUAUAGCAUUAGUGUUAAAGACAGUAGAUGCAGACGACAGUGUAGAAGAAGUGUUUCUGAUUGGAGGGAGUCCAAAGACAAGAGUUUAUCCAGAGCAUCGUCAGGAGUUUGUACAUGAUCCUGUAGAUGUAGAAAACAUAGUAGAAGCCAGAGAACACAGACUUAAGAUGAACAGAUUGUUUGAAGUCAUACGUAAAAUCUUUAUUUAUGUCGUUUAUCUCAGUGUGGUUGCUGUCUUGGCGUACGAGAACAGAGAUGCCAAUUCUUAUCCAACUUACAGAAAUCUAAAUGACAUAUUUAUCACUCCUUCAACCAAAUACGACAAAAGUUUUUCAAAUCUUCAUUCUACCCGAGAUUUUUAUGAAUGGAUGGAGAAUAUUGUCCUGCCAGGCCUGUACUCCAAUGGUUGGUUGAAUGAUUCUAUAACAGAUUUAGAACCUUUCAUCAUUGACAAUACUUUCUAUAGACUGGGAUCACCAAGGAUCAGACAGGCUAGAAUUAGAAAUGAUGAUUGCAAAGCACCUAUACAGAUACGUGACUACAUGAAUGACUGCUAUCCAUCUUAUGGAACCAAAACAUAUGAAUCUAGAAAUUAUGAGGAGAGUUGGGUGGAGGUAACUACCAAUACCUCAUCAGAUGAGGCAUGGAUCUAUAAAGAUACAUUUGACCUUGACGGAAUGCCAACUGUAGGUCGUUAUGCGUCCUACAGUGGUGGAGGUUAUGUUGUUAACCUUGGAGCUUCUACUAAAACAGCCAAUGACACUUUACAAUACAUAAAGGAAACAAAGUGGAUAGACAAAAAGACAAGAGGAUUGUUUAUAGAGUUUAAUCUUUUCAAUCCAAAUGUCAAUUUAUUCUGCGCUGUCAUAUUACUGUUAGAAUAUCCACCAACUGGAUCGGUGUUUCCAUACUGGGAAGUCAACCCAAUAGUGAUGUACAGAUAUGUUGGUCCAAGUGCUGUUUUCCUGUUCGUGUUUGAUUUUAUAUUUGCAGCAUUCACAUUGUAUUACUUAAUAGAAUUUAUCAAAGAACUGAGGAAAAAAGGAUGGCGAGGCUAUUUUACUGGAUUGUGGAAUGUCGUUGACUUUAUAAACAUUAUUCUCUCUAUUAUCUGUUGUGCAUUCUAUGGUAUGCACUUUGUAAUUACUAAAUUAGUUCUGGAUAAAUUUCAUAAGAACAGAGAUGAUUUUAUCAACCUACAGAGAAUAGUGAUAUGGGAUCAGCUGUUUGGUAUAAUUAUUGGCUUUGUAUUGUUCUUAUCAAUGCUUAAGACUCUACAGCUAGUACGAUUCAAUGCCAAAAUAUCACAGCUAUACGGAACCAUCAAAAAGUCAGCAAAACCAUUGAUAAACUACAUGAUUGUGUUCCUGGUAUCAUUUACUGCUUUUAUAUCAUGUGGAUAUCUUCUGUUUGGUCCACAUGAUUAUGAAUAUUCAUCGUUCAUACGGACUACGGAGACACUAAUGUCAAUGCUGAUGAUGAAAGUGAACAUUGAUACUGUCCUGAUCGUCAGUGGAUUACUAGGAUCCCUUUACAUCUUUAUCUUUGUGUUAUUUGUGGUGUUUAUAUUACUUAACAUUCUCCUCAGUAUCAUCAAUGAAGCAUUUGCCGAAAGUAGAAGGGAUCCCUCAUGUAGGUCAGAUGACCCUCAAAUGGUGGAUUUCUUGCUCAGUCAACUUAAGACAUUGAUAUGGGGCGCCACAGAAACUAAACCACAAAAGAAUAAGGAUGUGAUAGACCAUAUGGACAAAUUAGAAAGAAGAAUGGAUCGCUAUUUUAUUCGCUUUCUAGCAGACGAGAAAGAAAAUCCAUAUUAAUAUAUGUAUAUGAAUUGGAUAAACUAAAAGUUUUAUAACCCUAUUGGGAAAUUGAAAAUUAUGAUAUUUAUCAUUUAUCAUAGGUUUUGAUUUUGGAAUCAUAACCUACUUUAUUGUAUAUGCAUAGGACAGUUUCAUCAUUGUGUCAGGCAUUUAAUUUUUAAUUUUACAGAAUAAAAAAAUUAGAUAGUUCUGACAAUACGUCCAUUUAAACAACAAUGUUAUUUUAACUUUGGCUUUAGAUUGGUUUUCACAACUUUGUAGUAUUCUAUCUGUAAACUUUGUCUGUUAAACAAAGUAAGUGCCAAAUUUAUUAUUGUUGACCUUUGUAAAUUUAAAAAAAGUUUCCACAAGUUUGAUGAACAAAGUAGAAUUAGAAACAGGUUUUGUGUUUUCUUAGGUAUUAAAUUAAUGAAAAAGCAAUCACCCCAAACAAAUAAUUUCUAAUUUCUGUAGAUAAAAUUUGAGUUAUCCUAGAUUCAUGUAAUUAACAUUAGAGACAUGAAAGGACAAACGAAUCUCUUACUUCUAUGGGGGCUAUAUGUUCCUGUAAUUGUACAAAACUAAAGUGUAAUUGUCUUUUUUAUUUGUCUUCAAUAAUAAUAAUGACUUUGACCUUUUUCAGAGAGGAUGUUUCAUUUUUCUUCAUAAUGCAUGAUAGAUAAAAUUGUAUUGAA
Mytilus trossulus (common blue mussel) is the source of this 13319-nucleotide messenger RNA. RefSeq lists its product as uncharacterized. The record is from RefSeq and is a predicted model, not a curated record. Gene Ontology annotation, biological process: detection of mechanical stimulus. NCBI's taxonomy places the organism in Eukaryota, Metazoa, Mollusca, Bivalvia, Mytilida, Mytilidae. The transcript is spliced from 33 exons. Gene Ontology annotation, molecular function: protein binding; calcium channel activity; calcium ion binding. The coding region runs from base 202 to 12642 and encodes 4146 amino acids. Gene Ontology annotation, cellular component: membrane.